AUGGGAAUGGAGUCCAGCUUUGAGAAGGCGAGUGAACAGGAAGGCCUGCAGAUCUGGAAGGUGGAGAAGAUGAAGCUUGUCAGUGUGCCCACGAGCGAGCAUGGCACCUUCUUCACUGGGGAUGCCUACCUUGUCCUUCAUCGCCAGGACGAUAGCACCCACCUACACAUCUGGCACGGGAGUGGGCACUGUCGGAGGGGCGAUCAGUGCAAUCCACGCCCAUCCCAUCAGCACCUCGUCUGCUCCUUAAAGAAUCCGCACCUCAACAAACAGAACCUCCCAGAAGGAGGGGUGGAGUCAGGCUUCCAGAAGGUUCCGUCAGGCCCGGCAUUGGUCCGCAGGUUGUACCACGUCAAGGGGAAGAGGAAUGUCCGGGCCAAGCAGGUUGAUAUGAGCUGGUCGAGCUUCAACACGGGAGAUUGCUUCAUCCUGGACCUGGGGCAGAAUAUUUACCAGUGGUGCGGCUCCCUCUCGAACAUGUACGAGAAGCAGAAAGCAGGAGAAUUUGCCAGCUCCAUUCGGGAUGUCGAACGUCGAGGGAAGGCCCAGGUCAUCUUCGUUUCAGACGGCGAGGAACCAGAGGAAAUGACAGAGGUGAGACCGAGAGAGACAGGCAGCGAACGGGGGGCAAUGGGUGCCAAAGGACGGGGUGCGAACAGUGAGGAGCGGCGAGCUGCGCUGAAAGUGGCCGAGGAUGUCAUCUCCCAGCGGAACUAUCCAUCAAACACCCAGGUGGAAAUCAUUCCUGAGGGUCUGGAGACUGCCUUUUUCAAGCAGUUCUUCAAAGGCUGGAACUGAGAUCGGUGAUUGGCCGCUGGGAUCGGACUGUGCGCCGACCGGAAAUGUCGUCCCAUGUGAACCUGAAGCCCUCGCUCUAGCUCCAUCCCCUCUCCACAUUGUCCUCGCGGUUCCCUCCCCGAUGCGCCAGCACAAAACCUCUCUCCUCCGUCCAAAUACACCCCGAUCACUCAGCGACGGAGACCGUUCAGCCCAUCGAAUUGUCUGCAAUGUCCCUCGCUCAACAAAAAUGCUCAGGCCUUUCAAAGGACUUCCUCUCCACCUUCCUUGGGGUCGGGCGCUAUCUGUCUGCAUCCAACGGAUUGAGGAGCGAGCCCUCCUAUCGGGGCCUGAAGGAGGCCAUUCAGCCGUCUGUGCCUGUGCUAGCCCUUUGAGAGUUUCGCUGCGUGCUAAGGUCCGGCUCACUGCGUUCGAAUUAUGGCUCCCUUCACAUCCCCCAGCACCCCGCUGCCCCCCCAUCCCGCUCGGCCUCUGUUUCUGCCCCCAACCCCCUCCCCGACCGUCUUCAAACCCAACCUCCUCCCUCCAUCCAACCCCACGCGCACCCCGCCUACCCCCCAACCCCCUCUGCCAUCCCUCAGAACGUUCUGGAAAAGAUGAUGUCUUCAGGAACGAUCCGGCGAAUUUCUGCGGAAACAGAGCCGCACGGCUGGGUAAACGACGAGCCGUCGCUUCGAGGGAAAGCAACAGAAGCAGGCCAUUCAGCCCAUCAAGUGGGGAUCUGAUCAAACCUCCACUCCAAUUUCCUGCCCUUCUGCCCCAACCCCCCGCUGCACCCCC
Molecule: messenger RNA, 1578 nt
Organism: Rhincodon typus (whale shark)
Lineage: Eukaryota; Metazoa; Chordata; Chondrichthyes; Orectolobiformes; Rhincodontidae
Product: macrophage-capping protein-like
Exons: 7
Coding region: 1-798 (265 amino acids)
Biological process (GO): actin filament severing; barbed-end actin filament capping; actin polymerization or depolymerization
Cellular component (GO): actin cytoskeleton; cytoplasm
Molecular function (GO): actin filament binding; phosphatidylinositol-4,5-bisphosphate binding
Source: RefSeq, a predicted model, not a curated record